AUGUCGGUAGUUCCUCAUGAUCCUGAUGCUCUCGGCGAAGCCGAAGCCGUCGGCGAUGUCGAUCCUGAAGCUAAUGACAGAGAUGAAUUUCACAUGGAAGAGAUGCUAAGGGAGUGGACCGACGAACCACCAAUCCGCCACGAUGUGUACCCGGAGAGUGAGAAUGAAGAAAACGACGACGAACCUGGAAGAUUUGAUACACAUGUAAGGCGUGGUGAUGGCCAUUUGUACUCGAAGCAGAGUUUCUUCAGUGGAGUUGCAUUCAAAGAGGCGGUUGUUGAUUACGCUCUCAGAACCGGAUGCAAUCUGAAGCAGUACAGGUAUGAUAGUGAUAAGAUUGGAUUCAAAUGUGUUGGAAAUGAUGGUAAGGAGGAUGGAGCUCGGUGUGAAUGGCAAGUUUAUGCGGCAAUACUUCCGAAGGAUCAAAUGUGGAAGAUUAGGAAAUUCAUUGACAAACAUAGCUGUAUCCCAAAUGGAGAAUGUGAGAUGUUUAAAGGUGCCUCAUAUAGCUAG
Molecule: messenger RNA, 513 nt
Organism: Arabidopsis lyrata subsp. lyrata
Lineage: Eukaryota; Viridiplantae; Streptophyta; Magnoliopsida; Brassicales; Brassicaceae
Exons: 1
Coding region: 1-513 (170 amino acids)
Source: RefSeq, a predicted model, not a curated record